UUUUUCUUCAGGAUCAAGGAGUCAACUCUGGAAAUGUUUCUGUCUAGAAUUUUGGUGUGUUGGACUAAUUCUGCCAUACAUGUCCUUGAAUCAAGUUCCCCAAGCCUAAAGGACAGUCUGAAUGGGAAUUCAAGCAUAGUUAGGAGACUUUUGGAAUAUAUCUAUACCCACUGGGAACAUCCAUUGGAUGCUUUGAGACACCAGACCAAAAUCAUAUUCAGAAAUAUUCUCCAAAUGCACCAGCUCACUAUAGAAGAGCCAAAAAAGUCAGAUUUGGCCACUGAUCAUUUCAUUUUGGAACUGACUGAGAGUCUUCUGCGAUUGGAAUGGCAUAGUAAAGGAAAGUACACAUGCCUUGGUUGUUUAGUAGAGUACAUAGGAAUUGAACAUAUUUUGGCAUUAGCUAAAACUGUUCCAUCGCAAAUCUUAGAGGUGAUGGGGGAUCAGUCAUUGGUGCCUUAUGCAAGUGACCUGUUGGAAACUAUGUUUAAAAACCAUAAGAGUCGUUUGAAAUCCCAGGCUGUCGACAACACUUGGAUUGAUAAGUGGCAUGAGACUUGGGUUUCUCCUCUCCUUUUUAUACUGUGUGAAGGAAAUCUGGAUCAAAAAUCUUACGUGAUUGAUUAUUACUUGCCAAAAUUACUGAAUUGCAACCCUGACAGCUUAAGCUACAUGGUAAAGAUUCUUCAGACUUCUGCUGAUGCUAAAACUGGUAAGAAGAUGAAUUUUUAUUGUUGUAAUUUCUAGUUAGGAUGCUUAAAUAUGGCUAGAGCUCAUGGGCAUCUUCAGUCUGCAACUGAUGCCUGGAGGGACCUUGUGUCCAGUGAAAGAAUAAAGCAAGGCUUAAUUCAUCAGCACUGCCAAGUACGGAUCGAUACAUUGGGCUUGCUUUGUGAAAGUAAUCGAAGCACAGAAAUUGUUUCCACAGAAGAAAUGCAGUGGAUUCAGUUCUUUAUCACAUACAACCUUAACAGUCAGUCUCCAGGAGUGCGGCAACAGAUUUGUUCUCUUCUUAAAAAGUUGUUUUGUAGGAUACAGGAAAGUUCACAGGUACUUUAUAAACUGGAGCAAAGUAAAUCCAAACAUGAACCAGAGAAUGAGUUAACCAGACAGCACCCUUCUGUUUCUUUAGAGCAAUAUAAGAAUUUCAUGUCAUCCAUUUGCAGCAGUCUUUUUGAAGCAUUAUUUCCUGGCUCUUCCUACCCAACUAGAUUUUCAGCUUUAACCAUUUUAGGCUCAGUAGCUGAUGUUUUUCCUGUACCAGAAGGUAAGGUCCAAACAGUGUAUCAGCUAAGUCAUGAUAUUGAUGUUGGUCGUUUCCAAACACUAAUGGCAUGUUUAACUGGCACUUUUGAAGAAGUGAAAAUUUUAGCAUUUGAUCUUCUAAUGAAGUUACCAAAAACGGUUGUACAAUUUCAGGAUUCAGAAAAAUUGCAAGGCUUAUUCCAGGCUGCACUGGAGCUCAGCACCAGCACCAAACCAUAUGACUGUGUAACAGCUUCCUACCUGCUGAACUUCUUAAUCUGGAAGAAUGCUCUGCCGUCAUCUCUGUCUCCCCACUUAAAAACUCAGCGGGUUGCGUGUGGAGAUGGAGAUAAGUCUGCUGCUGUGGUGGAAAAUAACACAUUAAUGAUUAUCAAAUGCUUGUUGGAAAAUCUUGAAGAAGAAAUCUCUCAGGCUGAAAAUUCUUUGCUUCAGGCAGCAGCAUCAUUUCCAAUGUACGGGCGAGUCCACUGCAUAACAGGAGCUUUGCGGAAGCUAUCUCUAAACAGCCUGCAGCUGGUCAGUGAGUGGAGACCCGUGGUGGAGAAGCUCAUUGUGAUGUCCUACAGACUUUCCGCCGUGGUGUCUCCAGUGAUUCAGAGUUCUUCCCCGGAAGGCCUCAUCCCAAUGGACACUGAUGCAGAGUCAGCAAGCCGCUUACAGACGAUUCUGAAUGAGAUUCAGCCACGAGAUACUAAUGAUUAUUUCAAUCAAGCCAAAAUAUUGAAAGAAUGUGAUAGCUUUGAUUUGGAGGACUUGAAUGCCAGUAUGCCAAGUAUUGAUGCUUCCACAGAAAUCAAAGGUAAAGAAGGAAAAACAUGUGAUGUAACUGCUCAGAUGGUGCUGGUAUGUUGUUGGAGAAGCAUGAAGGAAGUCGCUUUGCUCUUAGGCUCACUGUGCCAGCUUCUGCCCAUGCAGCCUGUGCCAGGACCUUCUGAUGGAUUAUUGACAGUGGAGCAGGUAAAAGAAAUAGGAGCUUACUUUAAACAACACCUUCUACAGUCCAGGCACAGAGGAGCAUUUGAACUGGCUUAUACUGGCUUUGUGAAACUCACUGAAAUACUUAACAGAUGCCCUAAUGUGAGUCUGCAGAAAGAUCACCCAGGUGGUUCUGCUGAGUGGAUUCUGGGAAUCUUCAGAAAUCAGCUGCUCUCUGAUCUGACCCAUUCUGGAUCAGUGUGGUUCAUUCUCCUGCCUGCAUUGUUGGCAUCUGAACCUAAGAAAGGUAAAAUGGAUUUAUUGAAAAUAACAAUGAAAGAGUUAAUCUCUUUGGCUGGGCCUACAGAUGACUCACAGAGCACAGUCCCCAAGGUUCACGCUUUAAAUAUCCUUAGAGCCUUGUUCAGAGAUACACGUCUGGGAGAAAUUAUUAUCCCUUAUGUUGCUGAUGGAGCUAAGGCUGCAAUUCUGGGCUUUACAUCCCCAGUCUGGGCAGUGAGAAAUUCAUCCACACUUCUUUUUAGUACCUUGAUCACAAGAAUAUUUGGAGUUAAAAGGGGAAAGGAUGAACUUUCAAAAAAAAAUAGGUAAGCUUUAUCUAAUGCUAACUUUACUUUUUACAAAAUAUUGUC
Molecule: messenger RNA, 2834 nt
Organism: Vicugna pacos (alpaca)
Lineage: Eukaryota; Metazoa; Chordata; Mammalia; Artiodactyla; Camelidae
Source: RefSeq, a predicted model, not a curated record